Molecule: messenger RNA, 2043 nt
Organism: Amaranthus tricolor (Joseph's coat)
Lineage: Eukaryota; Viridiplantae; Streptophyta; Magnoliopsida; Caryophyllales; Amaranthaceae
Exons: 9
Coding region: 339-1841 (500 amino acids)
Source: RefSeq, a predicted model, not a curated record
AUUCUUUUUUUGCCUAAUUUCGAUUGAAAAAAAAAAUCAAAUAUUAAUUAUGGUAUAAAUUUCGAAUUUCUCAAACAACAUGUUGAUUGUCGAAUAAUUUACCUCCAAAGGUUAUAGAUAUUAGGGUCCACUUUACCAGAAAAUCCAUUGCGAUUUAUAUAAAACAAAUUAAACCCCUUUUCUGUUUUCUCAACCUUGUUCAUUCUAUCGCAAUAACCACCCUAAGAAAUUGAAUUGAUGAGCGUUGAUUACCUGUAGAUGCGAAAGGACCAUACGUUCUUAUUUAAUUGGGAGAAGAGGAUGUGUUGAGCAUCUGGGUAGGGCUGAAAUUUCUGAAAAUGGCGGAAUGUGCAACUUUAUUAUCUAAUUUUAAGCUACAUUUGCAAAGAAGUGAUCCAAAUGGUUUAUGGUUGAAAUCCCAGAAAUUGUAUUCCAAGAAGUUUUCCAGGUCUGCUUCACUUCCUCUACGGAGAGUCAGCAGGCAUAAUCCUAUUUCUGUUUCUAAUGGAAGUCGAUCCAACUGUUUGGGAAGUAUGGUACAAUUUGAGAGUGCUGCUGCAUCUGAUUGGGUGCUUGUCAUGGACCAAGUGCUCCUGACUGCUAGUGUAUUCCUUGCUUAUAUGGCUGGAGUCAUUCCUUCUAGAGGGUCCUAUAUAAAUUCUCAGAAGAACAAUUCAAAAGACCCGUUGCUCCCAGAAAGCCCCAUCUUUUUUGGUAGUUCAACAGAAAAGGAAGAUAGAUUUAGUUGUCAGUGUAUCUGGGAUGCAGUCAAAGGGAAAAUAACAAAGACUCUUCUUGCUAUUGAAAAUGGCGUCAUUUUGGAAGAAAAUUUUGUUGCAAUGGAAUUGAGUCAUACAAGGCACAGUCUAAGUUUAUAUGCUGUUGCUAAUGGUCCGAGAUUCAGGUUGCUUUUGUCUUCAACUGAGCAGCUUGAGAAAGAGGUGAAUAAAAUCCCAAACAUAUCAACUGCUAUGGAAAGGGAGGAGUGGAUAGGGAUUUUUUCCUCUACUAUAAAGAAGACUUGUCAAGCAGCUUUGCUUUCAUGGAUGGAGAAAGAGUUCUGCACAGAAAACUGCAAGCCUGACAAGGAGCUUUUGUUUUCUAUGUCAGAGAAGUUGAGUGGUGAUGACAUUAUCUUAGGGAAUUUCAGAAAACAAGGCAAAAUGGAUCUUUUUGCAGAUUUGAUAGGCUUUUUCAGAUACGGUGACUUUAGGGAUUUUAGCUACUAUGACCAUAAUAUUUACUCCUUACAUGGGAGUGCCAUAUUGGAAGAUUUGAUCAUUAAUUUGGCUGAUGCAAUAUCGAGCGUAUAUUUGGAGGUUAUAUCAGUUGACAGUGAAACUUCUGAAAAAAUUAGUAACUACAGCCUAUCUUUGUGUACUUUGUCAGCCAGAGCUCUGCAAAAAUUGAGAAAUGAGGUAGCUAUGCGUGAGUGGAUUCACCAGAACUUUGGGGAAAUCGUAUUGAUGUAUGAGGAUCGAUUUGACUUACGGGUACUAAAGCUUGAGCCUUAUCCUGAGGCUGCAGAGAAACUCAAAGAAAGUUACAACUGGUGGACAAGACUUACUCUGAGGAAAUGUGUGACGGUGCAGCCUUCACCGCUCUAUUCUAUUGUCAGUCCCUUUCCUUUGACCUUAAAGCGCACCAAGGAACUGCGGGCUCUCCAAGGAUGGAAGUAUUACUUCAGCUUGAUAAUCGAGUUGUCCGACAUAGCAGUGCCUAUGGUCAAAGCUAUCGUUUCUCAGGUUCGUACUGCGAUAUCAUUCUUCCUUGUUAGCCUGAUUGGGCGUUCUGUAGGACUCGUAUAUACCGGGAUAAGGCAAUCCUUGCGAUGGAAGUAAAGAUCACCUUGUAGCAAAUGAUAUAGAUGGGUUGUAGAGGACACUUUGUUCCAUUGAUUCUUUUCUGGGUCAAUAUUCUCUUUUGAUUUUUUGUCACUUAUUUUUGCAAUACCCUAUUCUUAUUCACACUUCAUACUACAGAAGUAUUAUUGAUCAUUUGAUAUCAGUAAAUUUUCAUUAAUUUUUUUUUUGUUGCAACAAA